CUCUCUCCCUAUGUAUGCCUUUAACGGCUGUGUAUUGUAUAUUGUAAUGCAUUGUAGAGCACAAGCCAUACACUGAACGCCUGCACAGACUGUGAAUACUGUGAAUAUGUGGUGUUGUUUGCAGUACUGAUCGUCAGUAUUAUUAUUAUUGCUGUUAUUAUAGAGCGAACGGCGGAUACGAUAUACGGGUUGUGUUGAGUGACACACAAGUGAUGUCCACACGAAUGACUCAAACACACCAUCAAAGCCCGCAUCGCAUCCCACGAGUGGUGACGACUGAGCGACACAACCAAUACAUCCAAUUGUGAUCAGUGGUGGGCAUUCCUCGUGAGUGUCGAUGGCGCCGGCGACGUCAAAGACGAGUUCCUCUAACAGUGAGGGGGACUACCAGUUGGUUCAACACGAGGUGCUUCAGUCCGGAUCCAAUCACUACGAGGUGUUGGAGUUCUUGGGCAGAGGAACGUUCGGUCAGGUGACCAAAUGCUGGAAAAAGGGCACCAAUGAGAUCGUGGCCAUUAAGAUCCUGAAGAAUCACCCGUCGUAUGCACGACAGGGACAGAUCGAGGUCUCCAUUCUUCACCGACUCAGUCAAGAGAAUGCAGACGAGUGGAACUUUGUUCGGGCGUUCGAGUGCUUCACGCAUAAGAAUCACACGUGUCUUGUGUUUGAAAUGUUGGAACAGAAUUUGUAUGACUUUCUUAAGCAGAAUAGGUUUAGUCCGCUUCCACUCAAGUAUAUCCGUCCGAUUCUACAGCAAGUGUUGACCGCAUUGCUUAAACUUAAGCAACUCGGGCUCAUUCACGCCGACCUCAAGCCAGAGAAUAUAAUGCUUUGCGAUCCCGUGAGACACCCGUUUCGCGUGAAAGUAAUUGAUUUCGGGAGCGCUUCGCACACAAGCAAAGCUGUUUGCUCUACUUAUCUACAGUCCCGAUACUAUAGGGCGCCUGAGAUUAUAUUAGGACUUCCAUUCUGCGAAGCGAUCGAUAUGUGGAGUCUGGGCUGUGUUAUCGCCGAACUAUUCCUCGGUUGGCCACUAUAUCCGGGCUCUUCAGAGUACGACCAAAUCCGAUACAUCAGUCAAACGCAAGGCCUUCCCAACGAGCAUAUGUUGAAUCAAGCGUCCAAAACGACGCGUUUCUUCUAUCGCGAAACCGACUCUAACUAUCCGUUUUGGCGCAUCAAGAGUCCGGACCAACACGAGUCCGAAACGAACAUCAAGUCGAAAGAGGCGCGAAAGUAUAUAUUCAACUGUCUGGACGAUAUGGGACAAGUGAACGUUCCCACCGACAUCGAUGGCGCAGAACUGCUCGCCGAGAAGGCCGACCGACGCGAGUUCAUAGACCUAUUGAAACGUAUGCUUACCUUAGACCAGGAGAGGCGCAUCACACCCGGCGAGGCUCUCAACCAUAACUUUGUGUCGCUCAACCAUUUGGCCGAAUACGGCCACUGCAAGAACGUGCAGAACUCCGUCAACAAGAUGGAGGUCUGCCGGCGGCGAACGGUCGCCACGAACAACAACUACGACCACAACAGUAACCAUCAAAUGACGACAAUUAUGAAUAACUUUACCUCUUCGGGAAACGUGACGCUCUCUUUCAACAACCAGUUGUCGGGUCUGUCCAACACUGCCUAUCAGUUGCAUCCCAACGUCUAUCCGAGCGCCGCGUCUCUUACCUCAUCGCAGGCCGCGUCUCGACUGUCUAGCACUCAGAACAGUCGAGCGGCGAACCAAUACGCGGCUGCGGCCGCUAGAGCUGCGGCUGUGGCGGCCAAUAGUGACCCAUUCGGACAGUACGCUUCCAUCUUAUGCCCGGCCGGCGCCUAUCAAAGUCUUAACUCUCCGGCCAAACACGUGAUGACAAUGGCAGCUGCCGUGGCUGGCGCUCAGGCCGCACAGUCACAGGGCGUUCAACUCCAACCGCCUCUUCUCACGCAAGUGGGGGCCACUCAACAGUACGUUCCCGUUUCGGUCGUCGAGCAAAAUGGCCGACAAAUGUUGUUAACGAAUGCGGCCGCUGUUCAGUCCGGAUGGCCAACCCAUCGGCAGAUGUUUGCAGCCGUUCCCACCACUUGGCAACAGUUCUCGACGGCAACGGGCGGUCGUCUACAACAGCCGACCGCCGCUGUGCUCUCGGACUCAGACGCGUGGAGUCGUUCGUUAGUAUUGGAGAGAACGGCUAUACUUCCGGACCAAACGGCAGUCCUUCCCAUGGAAUUCCACGACCCGUCAGUUUACGACCACUUGAGAAACGAACGCAAUCUUAUUCAACAGCAGUCCAACGCCUUCUCAGGUGUGGGACAGCCGUGGGGUGUGAUGUCGUGCGGACAGCCGUCCAACGCUCACCAGUCGUCGCACUACUCGUCGAACGCCAAUUUGGUUCCGACACAAAACGCCACUAUUUUGGCGGCCAUUUCCAGUUCGAAGCGAAACACCGGGUCUUCAAUACAACCCAAGUCUAUGAAAUCUAAAGAGCAUUUGUCUCCCGUCAAGAAGCGCCUCAAAGAGUCGUCUCCACCCAAAUGGCAGGACUCGCUGUUGGGCCGACACGUGGAGUCCGGAUACGGGGGUUCAAUAAAUCUGUGCACUUCUAGUGACAACACUCCCAACGCGACCGACGAAAACAAAAACCUGAAAAAGGCGUCAAUCGUUCGCAACGCUUCUCUUAAGACACACCAAACGAUCACAAUAGAGGACACGCCUUCGCCCGCCGUCUCUGUUAUCACAAUCACCCUCACCCCAGAGGACAAUGAAGACUGCGUCCGAUACAGUGGCGCGCCUUCCAGUCACAACUCCACUCCUAUCAAAUCCCAAGUGUUCGACAACUAUAGACACCAUUCAAACCGAGGUCUAAGUCACUCGCUAUCGACGUCUGCCAUCACGAAGACUCCCAGAAUUGACAUCAAUUGCUUCACUUUACCCGACUCUGACUCGGAAGGCAAUCACAGUCCUCUGCGACCGCUGCCCAACUUUACCAACUCUUUGAUGUCGAAACUCAUAAAACCCGAACCACACAAAGACAACAUCGUCUCCAGUUCUUCGCUGUCAGACGUCUCCAAAGCCGUCAAUCAGUUGUCAAACGCGUCGCAGAAGAAGCGACUGUUGGCGAAGGCUCAACAACAGGCGCACCUCCAGAGCCUUCAAAACUUUCAUAAUCUGAAACAAAUACCGCAGAUUCGUGUCGACAACUUCUCCAUCCCUGCGACCAAACAAGAGGUGCUUUCCAGCGAAGACGAGGACUCGCUCUCCGGUCGAGUCAAUUAUCUGAGCUCUCAGUCAUAUCAGAGCAACACUUCCAACAGUAGACGUUAUAACGACGCCGUGAAUGCACAAUACGCUCGUCACUCGAAGCUCGAGAACUUGGAGGGCGAGAAACUGAUCAAAUGUGCCGUCAGUCCCAAUAGGAGGGGAAAUGGAAGCUGUCGUUCGGGUCAUGUCAGCCACCAUCACAUGCCGUCAGCGCAUCUCUCGCCGGUGCAGUCGAUGCCGCAGUCGUUGUAUUUGAACGGCUCGUCGAGCGGUGAUCUGUACCGAGACUACUGUCAUCCCACGGUUUACGUCACGUCGAGUCUCACUCAGCCGUAUAUAACCCAACAGCAGAAGUAUGUGAUAGCGCCGAACGCACCACAAAGCGGACCCUUUGCACAAACAGUGGCCUCAUUGCCGGCCCCACCGCCGGCUCAUCACCACCACAACAGCACGCGCUCUAAUGUGGCCCAGACUGUAGGCUAUGCGCCCACAACCAGUCAUCCACUGCCGGCGCACAUCCAAAACAUACAACAAACUCCUUCAGCGGUGGCUGCGAUGCCGUUGCAGUUCGCGGGUCAGGCGGUGCCUCCCUAUGGCUACAACAUGUCAUCCAUAGCUUCAACCAAAGCCCCGUAUCAACACUUGUAUCAAAUAUUUGGCGAUUAAGCGACUAAACACUAAAUCCUAUAAAUCGUUAAGAGUUUUCUUUAUAUAUUUGUAUUUUUUGUUCAAUCAUUUCAGUCAAUGAUUCUCUCAUUUUAUUUACUUAUUAUUGAAUCAAAAAUUCUUUUGAC
Molecule: messenger RNA, 4041 nt
Organism: Medioppia subpectinata
Lineage: Eukaryota; Metazoa; Arthropoda; Arachnida; Sarcoptiformes; Oppiidae
Source: the annotation of a GenBank genome assembly